AUGCCCGUGCUCUACACUGACACGACACGCCUGCCCUCGCGGCUCCGAACCCCGUACUCCUCUGUCACGCCAAUAUCCUUCACCCGUUGCGCCCAACCCGUCUCACCGUGCGCGCGUGCAGGUCUGGCGGAGCUGGUGGCGAUGGACGCGCGCUUCAAGCCGUUUCUCAGCACGCUCUUCUCGCCCGCCACCCUGCAGACGGAUCGCGACGACGAGCCGCCCGACGUGGUGGCGGCGCUGGACCGGUCGAUCGACGCGUUCCUCAUGCUGCUCUCCGACGCGCUGCUGCUGCCCGCCAGCCACAAGCCGCUCGAAUACCUCAUCCGCAAGUACCGGGUGCAGCAGUGCAACGUGGACUCGCUGGUGCUGGCGGCGCUGCCGUACCACGAGACGAGCCUCUUCGUGCGCAUCGUGCAGCUGCUCUCCCUCAAGCAUUCCAAGUGGGCGCCAGUGCUGCACGGCUGCAAGGCCAAUGGCGCGGCAAUCCCGAGGGCGCAGCUCGUGCAGAGAUGCGUCAAGGAUGACUCCUUCUUCCAUGCCAUGUGCCAUGCGGCGGAGAAGGCGGCUACCUGUGUGGUCCGGGACAGCCCUGCAUCCGCGUCUCCCCCCACGGCGCCUGCAGCGCCCGCCAUGCGGCUGCUGACCUUCACGAGCGUGCUGCUGCUGGAGGCGCUGGCUGCCAUGCGCGUGUCCGUGGACGCACUCUCCCACCUGCUGCCCUUCAUCCUCAACGGCCUUCAGCCCUCCGCCGUGCAUGAGCACAGGGUAAUCCUGCUGCCUCUGUCCCCCCUCACUGUGCACCUCCUCUCCCCACCAUGCCAUGCUGCUCUCAACCCAGAAUGCCAAGUCUCGUGCGCCAGCUCAGCUCAGCAUAAAAUGCAUGGUGUGGCAGCUAUUCAGUCCAUUCCUCUCCUCCGUAUGACUUCCUACCCCGCUGCCCACCCACCUGUCCCCCCCCAUCAGCUGGCGGCCAUGAUGCUGGUGUCGCAGCUGGCCAACCGCUCGCAGCUCUCCACGCAGGUCGUCAACUCCCUCCUCGUCGCCCUCCUCUCCCCCACCGCUGCCGCUGCCUGUGCUGCCCCCACUGCGCGCGGCAUGAGAGCACCACCGACCGCCAUCUCCAUGGACGCCUUCCUCGUGGUCGUGCACCUCUGUGCGGUCAGUGCCCUCGCUCAUCUUCUCUCCCAUCCCCUCUCCUGUGCCCCUCAUCCCAUCGGGGCUCUUGUCUCAUCCCAUCGGGGCUCUUGUCUCAUCCCAUCGGGGCUCUUUGCUCUUCAUCCUUCCUUUCCUCAGAAGCCGCUCUCCCUCGCUGUGCCUCCUCAACGCCCAUGGGUACGCUGCAGGCACUUUGUGGAUGUGCUGAGCACGGCGGCACACAAGUUCAACACGGCCAAGAUUCUCAACCUGCUGGCUGACACACUGCUGCCCAAGAUUGCAACAUCGCAGGCGGCGGCGGAUGUGCUGCUGGCCAUGCUGCGCCAGCUGCCGCGUGCAGCACUCUCCCCUCUCGUGCCUCGCCUCGCCCUCUCCCUGCUGCGCUUUGCCGUGGGCAAGGGCCUGCCACAGGGGGCACCUGUGGUGCUCUCCUCCCUGCAACCUCGCAUCCAGCCGCUACUGCUGGCCCUCUCUCUCAAGUUCACCUCACCCACUGAUGCUGCCAUCGCUGCAGUCUUAGAGUCACUCGCAUCCGCUCCUGCCGAGCGCGCCACGCUCGUGUCCUUCCUGGGUACGGCCCUCUCUGCCAGCCCCUGUGCGCUGCAGCAAGUCGAUGCCCCUCCUGCUGCCACGGGGACAGGCGUGCAGCAGCAACAACAGCAACAGAAGCAGCAGCAGCAGCAGCAGCAGCAGCAGCAGCUGUUGUCAGUUCAUUUGGCAAUUGAUCAUGCGCAAGUGCAGUCAUUUGUGUCAUCUGCGCUGCAGCGUCGACUGGCAGACGACAGCUGGGAAGUGCUGCACGCUGCUGUCACCUCUCCGCUCCUCCCACGUGCCCUUUCUGCAUCUCUCCUCUUCGCACCUCUCAAAGCCAUUCUCCUCCGCCCCCUGCCGCCUGCCUCCGAGCCUCUGCCUGCUCACAUCAAGGAGUGUCAGAGCACUGCCCUUCACCUCCUGCGCACGGCUGUCAUGGGGCCAGCGCUCAAAACACAUCCGGGGGAAGGCCAGGGGCAGGGGAGCGAGGAGAAGGAGGAAUGGGGAGCGGGAGGUUUGGUGGUGCAGGGGGUGGCGGAGGAGGUGAUGCCACAUGUGCUGCUGUCUGCUCUCAUGCCCUCUCAGCCCUACUGUCCGUCCAGUCCCCUCGCCAACCCCCAGAUGCUGCACGAGGCUCUUCUCAUGGCACAGCAGCUCGCGCCUCACUUCCCCCUCUUCCUCCACCUCCCCUCCCCUUCACUCGCUUCCCUCUCCUUGCCCUCUUUCUCCGCCUCCGAUGCCCUCUCUCUCGUAACCUUCGCCCUUGCUGUUGCCAUCACACCACCUUCCCUCUGCUCCGCACAACGAUCUGCCUCAAAAGACAUGUGGCGGACUGCCAUUCUCUUCAGCCGCUCUGCUUUUGCUUCAUCCUCUCCUGCUGGGCGACAGCUGUUGCUGCUUGCACUUCUUGGAGCAGUACACAGCCUCCCUGCCACGUCAGCCUCGCUGGAAUCAGCACUGCAAUCACGUGAAAAUGUUGCUGUGGCAGGGAGCACGGAGCUCCAAGAGGCGAAGGAAGGAGGAGUUAUGGAAUUUGCGGAGGAGGCAGUGGGGCUGGUGCAGGAUGCGUGGAAGGCAGUGGUGGCGCAGGCAGUGCAUGGGAGUGGAGGGGAGGGGGAGAAGCGACGCAAGGGUGCUGCCUCUGUCCACCUGGAUGCCCUGCUCUCCUCUCUCGCUCAGGCCGCAUUCUCAGCAGCUCCAGACGUGCAGGCCAAGAUCUUCACACUGCUCUCCACACUCCCCGCCUCCUCCAUCGACUCCCUCAGCCUUUCAGCCGACCUUACCGUCUCAUGCCUCUCAUCCCUUUUGAGGAAGCUUCCAGGAGCCACCCGGAUAAGUGAUAGUGUGUCAGGACCACGUAAGCAGCAAGGUGUUGUGGCAGGGCGCGUGUUUGAGCUGUUGAUGGGCACAGCAAGUCCCAAGGCAGCUGCUCUGGCUGCAGCACGCAUUGCCGGAGCAGUGCAAGGGAGGGCAAAGACGCAGGGGGGAAAGAGCGAUGGUGAGGGAGGCGGACGAGUGGAAUAUCAAGAGGCCAUGUUGGAGGCUGUGAGGGACAUGGGUCUACGUGCAGGGGAAACGGCAGGAGGGGAAGAGGGCAGCACGGGGCAGCAAGGCAUAGCUUCUCUGCUGCAGCUGCUGCUGGCACGCUUCACCACUCGAGCCUCCCUCCUCACCUUUUUGGACCCCUUCCUCCUGCCCUCACCCUCGCGCGUGUCUCACUCACCCUCCCUCCAACUAGCAGCGCUCUCCCUCCUCCCUGCUGUAGCUGCUGCUGCAGUGCCAGGGGACGCCAAGGCCAAUGAGGAGCUGCCACAUGUGCUUCUGGGAGCGCUGUUGCGCCUUAUGGUGGCGGUGCAGAGCCCUCACAAGCCCGUUCGCAAGGCAGCUCUCCACGCAUUCGCGACCCUAACGCAGGCGACCGCCACUCUCCCCAGUUCCUCGUCCACCCUGCCCUCUCCCUCCUCUCUUUCGCUCCUUGCAUACACUUUCUCAUCCUCCAAGGAUGCUCUCCUCUCGGACCCCUCCCUACCGCUUGCCCUCUCCUCCUCCUCCUCCUCCUCCUCCACUGUUGCCCUCUCCCUGCCCGCCUUCACACGUGCUGCAUCCUCUACCACCAUCCCUUCCAAACCCUGCCAAGCUGCUGCUCUGCUCAUUCGUCUGCUGGACCCCUCAUGUGCUGCGUCCACUGGUUCCAGCUUGACUCCCUCUGACCGUACCGUCCUGCUCUCAGCUCUCUUCAAUGCUGCCAUCAGCCUUCCUCCAUGGCCUCAGGCCCUGGCUCUCCACAUGCUCGCAGCAAUUCCAGCAGCCACCGCUCUCCUCCCGCUGGGCCUACUGCUGCCUCGCCUGCACGAGCUGCUCUCUCGCCGCCUGCAUUACCACCUGCAGCAGGCGCAAGGUGCUGCUGGGCCGCCACUGCCACACAAGCCAGCAUCAGUGGACCCAGCAGCACGGCUGGGGGGAAGGCUGGAACUGGAUGAGGUGCACCUGCUGGCUGUGGGCUUGCAGGCUGCUGGCAUGUGCUUGUUGAUUCUCAGCUUCCCUAGCGCGAAACGUAUUCUCUCCCACUGUACCUUGCAGCUUGUAGCUGCGGCCGCAUCAGGAGGUGGGCAGGAAGGGGUUCUGGCAGAAGCAGAUGUGGACGAGGAGAUGAGGGAGGAGGGAGGUGAAGGAGAGGAGAGUGCAAAACAUGGGAAGGAGAAAGCGCAGCACACAGCAGGGAAAGGAGUUGCCGCUGUUGACGUUGCACCUCUGCUGCUCAUGGCAAUGCAGGUUCAGGGUGCCAUGUCAGCUGAUGACGUGGCAGUGGAGGCCCCAUCCAUCACGGCAGCAGGUGUGGUCACAGAUGACUUCUUGGAGGCACUGCCAGACACCUACCAGGAUGGGCUCGUGGCGAGUCUGCUCUUCCUCAUGGCAGCAUCUGAGGCCUCGCCUGCAGCGCGCCAGGCAGCCAAGGAGGCACUCCGGCGCCUCAAGCUGAGCCCAACCAUGCUGGCGCGCCUCGUCACGGCCCUCUUCUCUCCACCAUCGGUGUCUCACGGCGCCCCUCAGGCGACCAGCUCCAACACGCCAGACAUAGGUGGCUAUGUGCCACUGUCUGACUCGCUGCCCGUGGAACGACGUGUGGCUACCGCAACUGGUCUGCUGGAGAUGCUGCUGUGGAAGGAGGACGUCACAGCACAGCAGACCAUCCAACUAUUCCCGUCGCUGGCCACGACCAUUAGCUCUGUUCUCUCCCACCGCUGGCCGAUGCUACCAGCACCCAACUCCAAUGAUGCAGAGGAAGAGGGGGGAGAGCAGGGUGGGCAGCAGGCAGAGGAUGGAGAGGGCGAUGUGGCUGGGAGUGAGGUUGCAAUGAGCGCCCAGAUGCUAGGAGCCGUUGAAUUCGUGCUGCAGCUGGUGCUGACGGUGGCGCGCAACGCCCUCUCCUCACACACACACAUGCAGGAGGGACAGGACGAGGCAAUGGAGAGUGAGGGGGAGGAGGAUGAAGAGGGCAUGGAGCAUGGGGAGGAGGAGUGUGUGGUGCACAUGGUGGGGGCGGCAGUGGAGGUGGUGAAGGGGCGGAGGGAUCCUGCCACUGCGAGUGCAGCCAUAGCAGUGCUGGCAGCUGCUGCAGAAAGGCAGCCAGAGGAGGUGGUGGAGCACGUGGUGGCAGUGCUCUCUGUUGCCACCACUACCACCCUCGCCCUCGUGUGUUCCUCCCCUGCACCUUCACUCGCUCGCUCCUCCUUGUUCCCAUCAGCAGCACUCCUUCCUCUUUGCUUCUGGCCUUGCUGCCUUUUGUUCCCCUUUUUGUGGCACUCCUCUUCGUUUUCGCUCUUUCUCUGUGUGGACAUUCGGGAGUCACACGACGCCAUCCACCGACUCGUGGAGGCAGUGCUUCCUGCAUGGCUGCACCACAACCAAGAUGUCACUCCCCUGCUUCAGAUGGUCGUGUCAUCCCUGCCCUCCAUGCUUCAUCACCACCGCAUCGCCCUCCUCACGGCUCUCCUCAGCUCUCCUGCUCCUCUUUUCCUUGUAAAUCCUGUGUCUUCUUGGUACUUCCCAAUACCCCACGCUCUCCCUCCCUCUUGCCACCACAGAGGUGUCUCUCCAUCGUUGGGCCUAGCUCCGCUUCUGCUGCUACUGCUAACCACCACAGGCGUCACACCCUCCCUUCUCACAGCACGUGCCGACAAUUCCAAAGAUACCCCUCGCUCUGCGCGGGCGCGCAGGCAGGCAGCGCUGCAGCAGCACGCAUACUGGAGGCGGCGGGGGGACAGCACAGGCGAUGAGAAGCAAGGCGAGUGGGGGCUCAGCCUGGCAUUUGAGCUCUGUUCGCAGGUUCCAGGAAGCAUCCGACUGGAGGCGUAUGUGAAACUCUUGGAAGCCACGUGCCCUCCAAUCAUAGCGCGACGGAAGGCGAGUGCGGCAGCAGAUGAGGCAUGUGAUUGGUGGAGUGGGACGGGUCCGAAUGACGAUGUGGUUGUGGUGAGCUUCGUGGGUGCUGAGUUGCCGGCUGCAGUGGCAGCUAUGGAGGAGGAGCUGGGGAUGGAGGGAAGUGCAGAUCCAGCAGAGGGUGGGGAGGGAGGGCUCAACAAUGAGGGUGACGCUGCAAUGGUUGACACCCAGCACCGACAGCUCUUUGUGUCUCUCCUAGAGCAUGUGGUUCUUCGCCUCCGUGCCACUGCUGCUGCUGCUGCUGCCAGUGCUGCUGUGUCCCCCCCCCUCACCACCGCAUCUUAUCCUCCUGCCCUCAAGGACAGGGCGGACUUGGUGGCUUCAGCAGCGUAUGAGCUGCUGCAGACUCUGGAUGACGUCACUCCUAGUGGUGUGUUCCUGCAAGCGGUGCAGACGCUACUGACCAACCCCAGCACUCAUAUUCGACGAAAGGUUCUUCGGCUGCUUGCCGCCCGAGUGCGGGCCUCCGCACCCCACACCCUCAUGCCGCAUGGCCGGGGCAAGGGUAGGAGCAAGCAGCGGUUGGCGCAGGCAGCUCAAGAAGAAGCGAGGGAGUAUGCAUCGGUGGCAGGACAGCUGGCGCACAUGGGCGCACUCGAGGGGGCUGACAGGUCCCUGGCAACACAAAUGGCUGCUCUGCAGACACUUGAUGCCAUCAUCAAGCGCUUCGCGUCGCUGGCUUCUGAAGAUUUCUCUCCGGCACUGGCCCCUCUUAUUCGUAUCAUCUCCGCUCACUCGUCCCCACCGCUCCUCAAUGCUGCUGCAUUGCGCUGCCUCUCCUCCCUCGCCUCCUCACUGCACCAUCUGCUGCUGCCCCACCUGCCUGUCCUCAUGCCGCCUCUAUUUGCCUCAGCUGACCGGGCCCUUGCUGCGGCAGGAAAUGGGGCGGUGGAGGAAUUUGGGGCAGAUGAGGGGGGUGCUGAGGAUGCGGAUGAGCAGAUGGAGGAGGGUGAGGGGCAUGGGAGAGCAGAGGUGGUGAGUGAGGGGGUGGCACAUGACCUGCUGGCUGCUGUGCUGCAGGCUCUGGAAGCCAUGCUGGCAGCCAUGGGUCCUCUCCUCUCUCCCUUCACUCCUCGCAUCCUCGCCUGCACCUGUCUCAGUCCCGUGCUUCUCUGCUGCCCCUCGACGUCGGUGAUGCAGCAUGCCCAUGCUGUGCGACAGCUGCUCAUUCAGAAGCUUCCUAUGCGGCUGCUUCUAGACCCUCUGGUCUCCUCCUGGUCCACGGCCACAGCUGCAGGCCCUGCACCCUCUGCUGCUCUGCUGCACAUGCUGGCUCGCGCCGCCUCCCACAUGGACCGGGCUGCUGCCUCCACCUUCCACGCCCGCAUCUUCGACUUCCUCCUCCUCCGCACCUUCGAUGUCCGCCGCGCCCCUCCCUUUCCCCCCUCCACUGACAGCUCCUCCAAUCAGCGUCUGCCAGGUGGCACACAGAUGGUCACAGCUCCUGAUGUGGAAGGAGCAUCAGUGGCGGCAAUGGUGGGGCUGGUGAUGAAGACGAGUGAGAGUGUGUUCAAGCCCAUGUUUGUGCGCGUGCUUGAGUGGGCCGCCAGUGAAUAUGCUGCUAAUGGUGAUGCCAUUUCGCCAGCAGGCAGAGUGGAGCGACACCUCACUCUCUUCGGUCUCGUCAACGUGCUCUCUGACAAGCUCAGGUCGGUGUUCGUGCCAUACUUCCAGUACCUCUUUGACAUUGCUAUUCGCCACCUUGUUGGCACAAUUGAUGCUGCCAAGGGUGGAAUGAAGAAGAAGAGGCGCAAGUCAGCAAGCGUGGCAGCAGCAGCAGAGGACAGCAUUGCACAGUGGCAGCUGAGGCACCUGGUGGUGUGUGCGCUGCACAAGUGCUUCAUCUAUGACUCCAACGCUGCCUUCUUGGAUGCAACACGCUUCCAGGCUCUCUUGGAGCCCCUCACAUCUCAAAUCGACAGAGAGCCUCCAGCUGGGGUGGCUUCCAUUGUUUCUGCUCCGUCUGCUCCAGAAGCUGUCUCAGCGGCUUCUCAGCUUUCAGAGGCACACCUAAUGCUGGAGCCCUACAUUGCAGUGUCUGUCCCAAGCAUCAGCGCCGUGGAUGAUGAGCUCGUGACAUGCCUCGGUGAAAUGACCAUUGCAGGGGGUUCUGAUAUCCUCUGGAAGCAGCUCAACCACCAGGUUCUGAUGUGCACUAGGAGUGAGCGGGUGCGGUCGCGUCAGCUGUCUCUGCGUGUUGUCAACGAGAUUGUGGAUCGGGUUCGCGAAGAGUACGUGGUGCUGCUGCCCGAAUCUAUUCCCUUCUUGGCGGAGCUGCUGGAAGAUUCAGACGCCAAUGUGGCCGAGAGUGCAAAAAGCCUGGUGAAGAAACUGGAGGAGCUCAGUGGUGAAGAACUCACCCAGUACUUCUAG
Closterium sp. NIES-65 is the source of this 8502-nucleotide messenger RNA. The record is from the annotation of a GenBank genome assembly. NCBI's taxonomy places the organism in Eukaryota, Viridiplantae, Streptophyta, Zygnematophyceae, Desmidiales, Closteriaceae.